CGUAUUCUUGGCCACUAAGUCUCGCUCCGUUUAUAAAAAUGUCUCGCAACAAGAGUACGAAGCAGACAUGUGCUAGUUAACCACACGAGGAGCUCUAAUUAGUUACCUAAUUUCAAAAGCGUUGUCUGAAUCCAAGAGAUGGAAGACGAUAUGUGGGCUGUCUCCUCUUCUGGUUCUUCGAGAAGCUAUCGAUCAGCAACGACAGCUGCUAAGUAUCAAUCUGGUUCUUAUCGAGAUUCGGGAGAAUUUGAUGAAGAUUAUGAUGAUGAUGAUGAUGAUGAUGAUGAUGAUGAUGAUGAUGUUGAAGUGGACUACCAAUGUCCGUUUUGCUCCGAUGAUUAUGAUUUAGUCGAGCUGUGUCACCAUAUCGACGAGGAGCAUCAGCUUGAAGCUACCCAUGGGGUAUGCCCGGUUUGUAGCAAAAGGGUGAAGAUGCACAUGGUGGAUCAUAUAACCACAUAUCACAGAGAUGUCUUGAAGAGUGAGCAGAAGCAGACAUCUUACAUGGACGAUCCAUACUCAUCAGAUAAAUAUCUUCAAUCUUUCCACGAUGACAUGCCGCCAUCUACGCAUACUUUUAAAACCGUUGCUGCCGAUCAGUUCGUAUCUUUCCUCAACAGUCCUCCAUUGCCAAAGCCAACCAAGACUGUGCAGGUUGAUUCAAGUGUAGAAGACAAGGCUUUGAUUGAGGAUUCCUCUACCGUAAAAGACAGGGCAUCUUCGACAGCUUUAUCGGAUACUGAACAACUGGAGAAGGCAAAGAAGUGUGAGUUUGUACAGGGACUGUUGUCAUCAGCCAUGUUUGAUGAUGAUGGAUGCGACUUCUUCUGAGAUUUAAAACAAAAUAAAAGCAAAAUAAAGAUGUGAAGCCUGUAAUGGCAAAGGCAAGUCAUUGGCAUUGUUGUAACUUUGUUCAGUUCUGUUUUAUCUGUUUCUCAGACAUUAAUGUAGGUUUAGUCUCGUAAUAUAUAAGCCAAUGCGUUUUCA
Messenger RNA from Brassica napus (rape), 987 nucleotides. Its product is annotated as protein DEHYDRATION-INDUCED 19 homolog 2. Lineage: Eukaryota; Viridiplantae; Streptophyta; Magnoliopsida; Brassicales; Brassicaceae. Bases 139 to 831 code for a protein of 230 amino acids. The record is from RefSeq and is a predicted model, not a curated record. The transcript is spliced from 4 exons.